Alnus glutinosa is the source of this 2360-nucleotide messenger RNA. RefSeq lists its product as uncharacterized. NCBI's taxonomy places the organism in Eukaryota, Viridiplantae, Streptophyta, Magnoliopsida, Fagales, Betulaceae. The record is from RefSeq and is a predicted model, not a curated record. The coding region runs from base 285 to 2048 and encodes 587 amino acids. The transcript has 14 exons.
AAAAACAUGGGGAACGAAACCAACAAAGGCUGGUCCUUCUUCUUCCUUUGGUUUUUUGUUUGAGAAAUUGAGAGAGAAAUGCAUCGGUACCCAUCAAGAAGCUUCCCUCUUUUGUUUUUGUUUUUGUUCUGCUUCUUCCUCACCAUUAAAUUAUAGAAACAAUUUCACAAAAAAAGAAAAGAAAAGAAAUUGUAAGCAUUAAUAUCAUAUUCGAUAAAAGUAAUAGAAGAACGAGCUCGGACAAAGCUAGAGGAGGAGAUCGUUGGUUGUCUACGUUUGAAUCCAUGGAGCAGCUUGUCAACUUUAUCAUUCGGCCACCGAGAGCUGAAUAUGACCCAAAAAAUGAUUUAUUAGAUCAAGAGUUCAUGCUGAAAGGGAAAUGGUAUCAGAGGAAAGAUCUGGAGGUUAAAAACAGUCGGGGAGAUGUUCUUCAGUGUAGUCAUUAUGUUCCUAUCGUUAGUCCCGAAGGAAAGCCUCUCCCCUGUGUGAUAUAUUGCCAUGGGAACAGUGGUUGCAGGGCUGAUGCCAGUGAAGCUGCAAUAAUUUUGCUGCCUUCGAACAUUACAGUUUUCACUCUUGAUUUCUCUGGAUCUGGACUCUCUGGAGGCGACCAUGUCACCCUGGGGUGGCAUGAAAGGGAUGAUCUAAGGGCUGUGGUUGAAUAUCUGCGGGCAGAUGGAAAUGUGUCUUUGAUAGGCUUGUGGGGCCGUUCGAUGGGCGCUGUUACUAGCCUAAUGUAUGGAGCUGAGGAUCCUUCAAUUGCUGGAAUGGUUCUUGAUAGUCCCUUCUCUGAUUUAGUUGACUUGAUGAUGGAACUGGUAGACACCUACAAGAUCCGUUUACCCAAAUUCACUGUGAAGUUCGCAAUCCAAUACAUGCGAAGAGCUAUUCAGAAAAAGGCAAAGUUUGACAUAACGGACCUGAAUACCAUUAAGGUGGCAAGUUCUUGCUUCGUUCCAGUUUUACUUGGGCAUGCCAUUGAUGAUGAUUUCAUAAAUCCCCAUCACUCGGAUCGUAUAUUUGAAGCUUAUAUGGGAGACAAAAACAUAAUCAAAUUUGAGGGAGAUCAUAACUCUCCCCGCCCUCAAUUCUACUUCGAUUCUAUAAAUAUAUUUUUCCACAAUGUUUUGCAACCUCCAGAGGAUGAAGCAGCUGGAUCAUUUUUUGAUCCUAUGGACGAUUACUUUGGUAAGGAUAGUUGGAGAACUGUGCAUGAAGUAGGUUAUGGCCAUGAAUCUUCAACUACAUCUAAAGGACCAGCAACAAGCAGCACAGCAGAUGCCAUUAAAACACUCCGUUCAAGAAGACCUAUGAGUAGGACAGAGGUUCCUCAUGACUUCCCUUCUAAAGAUGAUCAAUCUGAAGAUGAGCACGGAAAAGUUGAUGACGAUCUUUGCCCAUCAUCUUCCGACAUGAUUAGCUUUGAGUUAUCCAAUGGCCAUCCUUUUGGCCCCGAAGUUCCUACUGCUUCGGAUGAUGAUCAAUAUGUAGAAUACCCACUUGAUGACUUGGCAGGUUUUCCAUCCAAUUUGGAAGAGGAAGAAAGAAUGUUUAUGGAAGCAGUGCUUGAAUCAUUAAAAGACUUGGAAAUGAAACAACCCCAGGCAGGAGAACCGCCUGGCAUUAGCGCCAGUUCUAUAAAGCCUUCACAUAAAGAUCUCCAGGAUGCUUCACCUACAGAACGUGGUGUGCCCUUAGAGACAGAAUCCACUUCCACUUCAGUGCAGGAUUGUGGACCUUCAAAAUCAGAAUCCACUAACACUUCAGUGGUCAAUGCCCAAAAUUUGGCAUCUGAGCGGCCAUCUCCUAAUAGGAAUGCGGCUGCAGGACCUGCAUUUGAUGCUCCUUCUCCUGGCAUGGAAACUGGAACCACAGGAACUUCUGCUCGUAGUGAUACUUCAGCAAGCACACAGAGCUCCUCGGAUGCUGACAUGUCGGCCAAUACAAAAGCAACAUUAACUGUUGAACGGAACCCGGCAGGCCAUAUUAUGGAUGGUUUGAUGCGUCGAUGGGAUCUCAACUUCUUCCGAAACAGUAACAAUCGAUGAGAUGAAACGUUGUGUUUUAUUUUUUUGGUGGACAAUCUGAUGAUUUAUUUGUGUUGUACCUAAGCAUCAGGAAAUGUAGUUUGUAAAUUGCUUCCUACAAAAAGAAAGGGAAAAAAGAAGGGUGCUGUGUAUGUGUGUAAGAAGGCUUGUAUUUUUUUUUUCUUCUUAUUAUUAAUUUUUUUUUUUUAAUCUCAUUUUAUUACAACGCUACAUUCACUAUUAGGAAACAGAAAAGUUGGUUGUCUGUUACUUCAAUGUAAGAAAUGAUCUUUCAAUACCAGUCAAAAACAAUUGGCAUUUGGUAAUUGGUUA